Aptenodytes forsteri (emperor penguin) is the source of this 2728-nucleotide messenger RNA. RefSeq names its product mitogen-activated protein kinase 9 (gene MAPK9). Gene Ontology annotation, molecular function: ATP binding; JUN kinase activity. Gene Ontology annotation, cellular component: cytoplasm; nucleus. Lineage: Eukaryota; Metazoa; Chordata; Aves; Sphenisciformes; Spheniscidae. The transcript has 12 exons. Gene Ontology annotation, biological process: JNK cascade; protein phosphorylation. The record is from RefSeq and is a predicted model, not a curated record. The coding region runs from base 149 to 1297 and encodes 382 amino acids.
GUGGCUGGGGCAGCUCUGCGCGCCGGAGGAGGAGGCGGCCGCGGCCCGCGAGCGCCGCGCCCCGUCCCGCCGAAGCCCGACCGAGGGAGGAGACGAUCUUGAAAACUUUACCAGGUCCUUGAGAGAGAAAACUACAUGACACUACACCAUGAGUGACAGUAAAUGUGAUAGUCAGUUUUACAGUGUUCAAGUUGCAGAUUCAACGUUCACUGUACUAAAACGUUACCAGCAAUUGAAGCCCAUAGGAUCAGGGGCACAGGGCAUUGUUUGUGCUGCGUUUGAUACAGUCCUUGGAAUAAAUGUUGCUGUAAAGAAGCUGAGUCGUCCUUUUCAGAAUCAAACCCACGCAAAAAGAGCUUACAGAGAGCUUGUUCUUUUAAAAUGUGUCAAUCACAAAAAUAUAAUUAGUUUAUUAAAUGUAUUUACACCACAGAAGUCACUAGAAGAAUUUCAGGAUGUAUAUUUGGUUAUGGAGCUGAUGGAUGCAAAUUUGUGCCAGGUUAUUCAUAUGGAACUGGAUCACGAAAGAAUGUCUUAUCUUCUUUACCAAAUGCUAUGUGGUAUCAAACAUCUCCACUCAGCUGGUAUCAUCCACAGAGAUUUGAAACCCAGCAACAUAGUAGUAAAAUCAGAUUGUACGCUCAAAAUCCUUGAUUUUGGACUGGCAAGAACAGCAUGUACUAACUUUAUGAUGACUCCAUAUGUAGUAACACGGUAUUACAGAGCACCAGAGGUUAUCCUUGGAAUGGGAUAUAAAGAGAAUGUUGAUAUCUGGUCAGUUGGGUGCAUCAUGGGAGAAUUGGUGAAAGGUUGUGUGAUAUUCCAAGGCACUGAUCAUAUUGAUCAAUGGAAUAAAGUUAUUGAACAACUAGGAACACCGUCAGCAGACUUCAUGAAGAAACUACAGCCUACAGUGAGGAAUUAUGUAGAAAAUAGGCCAAAAUAUCCCGGUAUUAAAUUUGAAGAACUCUUCCCAGACUGGAUAUUUCCAUCAGAAUCUGAUCGUGACAAGUUAAAAACCAGCCAAGCUAGAGAUUUAUUAUCAAAAAUGCUUGUAGUAGAUCCAGACAAGAGAAUUUCUGUAGAUGAAGCCUUACGUCAUCCUUAUAUUACUGUCUGGUAUGAUCCAGCUGAAGCAGAAGCUCCUCCGCCUCAAAUCUAUGAUGCACAAUUGGAAGAAAGAGAGCAUGCAAUUGAAGAAUGGAAAGAAUUAAUAUACAAAGAAGUAAUGGAUUGGGAAGAAAGGAGCAAGAAUGGUGUGGUAAAAGAUCAGCCCUCAGCACAGAUGCAGCAGUGAAUAGCAACACCAGUCCUUCCCAGUCAUCAUCUAUCAAUGACAUUUCAUCCAUGUCAACAGAGCAAACAUUGGCCUCAGAUACAGACAGCAGCCUCGAUGCCUUGACAGGACCCCUUGAAGGAUGUCGAUGAUCAGCCAGGAUUGCAGACUUGACUUUGGAAAGGAACUGUUGCUUCCAUUGGGCCUGAAUUGCUUGUAAGUUAAUGGAACCAAGUAGAAAAACUCCAUGUUCUGCAUGUUCUGCUAAAGUAAUGCCUGUUUUUUUUACUCAGUUGUUAUGAAAUUGCCUGCUUAAUGUUGUAGAAUGAAAGCAAAUCAAUGUCUAAAGAACAAAAAAAUUUAAAUUUAGGCACUAUUAUAGGCUUUUCUUUGUUUCAGCCUAUUUCAGGUGAGCAGUUAUAAUAGACUUUUAGCCAAUAACUCCUCUUAAGUGGGUUCAUGAAUCUUCAGUCCCAAUUAGCAGGCUUCUGUGACACAAUAUUUGUUUACAUUUUAGUACAGUAUUGCUCAUUAGUAGGUUUUUUGAAUGUAUAGUCUCUAUGAAGUUUGUUUUAAUGUGUGACUGCAGCCGUUUGCUUUAUUUAAUGACGGGAGUGUUGUAUGUAAGUGUGAACUCACACAUUGAAUGCUCUCAUGUGUGGGAUGAAUGUUGAAAGGGCAGUUAUUCUUCCACAUAGCACUUUUUUUGUUUUAUUGAGCCCUUUCUAUCUUCACUUUCCAACGAUUCUGUCUAUCUUCUUGUAGAAGAGAUAAAACGUGAAGUUUAAAGAAUAUAGUCAUCUGUAUUUCACCUAUGAGUAUGUGUGUCUAACUUUUUCAGUUUUUUUAAACUUGGAUGGAAGAUACAGUGGCUUAAUUAAAUCUUAAGGAAGGAUGAGUGACUUAUCUGUGAAGCAGUGCCUGUUUAGAAGAGGAGAGAGUGCUAAAAUGUUCUGUAUUUUCUAGCUUGUGAUACCGGUCCUUUAACAAAAACAAACAGAAAAGGAAAUUAUAUCUGUGAUGCUCUUCAUUCACUGCAAAGUCUGAUAAAAGAACUGAUGAAUUGGAGAGACUUGCAGCCUCAGAAAGAGCUGCAUAAAUGUUUUCCAUUUUCUUAAUGGGUCCAUCCUAUCUAGCGAGUGAUUAAAGAAAUAAAAAUACAGUAGUUUUGAGUCACUUAUAAAUUAAGUAUUUGGUUAACAAAGCUUAGCUCUAUUCCCGCAUUAGGAAAACCUCUCUAUUUGUACUGGGGGAGGAAAACAUAUUUAAUACAUAUUUUCUAAAUACAGUGUCAGAGAAGAAGAGGAGAUUAUUUGCUGUCUCAAUAUAGGCUUAUCAAUACAGUUUUCGGAAUCAGAUAAUACAAACAUUGUCUGUUAAAUUGCACAAUAAGUUGAAUUAGAAAAUGCAUUUGCAGUAGAGUAGGGCUUAAAUUGCUUUAUACUACACACU